GUUGUCUGCCACGCUCAGUUCUAAGUGAAAAUUUGCCGUGAAAAGUUGACACGACCGAAGAAAAGAAAAAUCGUCAAGUGUGCUUCGUAGAGCAAAAAUUUAUCCUCUAUUUUCAGUUCGAUAACUCGCAUCAAUUUGGAUUAAAAAGUGUUAAAUCGGUGAUCCUUCAACUAGCGAAGCUCUGGGUGAUAAAAUUCACCAGAAAAACCACCUCAAAAUGUGUUAAAAGAUGAUUUUUCCUAAAAUCUUAUGUGACCUCGAAGACGCUGAAAAAAAACUAAACGAGUGGUGCCAUCACUCGCUUGAAAAGUGAAAACUAUCUUGAACAUUCAAAAACAAAACCCGCCAUGGUGACGACGCUUGUCUGUUGCUAAUGUUGCAUCUGUCUGUCUGUCAUAUUUCGCCGUAAAACAAAGGUUACUCGGAUUUGUGGGUUACGUAACGUCGCUCAGGAUAAAAGUGUCACCUGUCAGUAGCGGAGGAAGAAGCGUCUGUCUCCCGGCCGGAUUGGUGACCCACGUGGAUGUUGGAAGAACAACGUGGAUGUUGGAAGAACAACGAACAAACUGAAACCAAACAAAAAAAGUUUGGUUAUGCUAGAGUCCUGCUCCUUCAGGCGUCAGCUGUCAGAGAAUGAUGAAUAGGAAUAGAAUGCUGCUGCCAGCGGCGCUUAUCCUGAUCACGAAUUUCGGCGUUUUGUUCGCCUACAACAGCGAUGCGGACGAAACGGUGGAGCACAUUAAAAUCGGAGGCCUCUUCGAUGGAGACACCGACGACGCAUCCCUUGCCUUCCAGUACGCCGUAGAGGCAGUAAACAACGAAAAGCUGUCCUAUUCCAACUACCGGUUGGAGGCCCAUCCCGUUACGGUCAAAUACGGAGACGAGUUCGACGUAUCCAAGAAACUAUGCAAACUAUUGAGGUCCGGCGUGGCCGCCAUCUUCGGUCCGAUUUCGCCCCGUUCCGCCGUACAUGUGCACAGUAUCUGCGACGAGAAGGAAAUGCCACACAUUGAGACCCGCUGGAAUGCCCACUCGCAGCUGCCAACGUUGAACAUCCAUCCACAUCCGCACAUCAUGGCUCGUGUUUUCCUGGAUCUGGUUGUGGCGUUCGAGUGGAAGGAUUUCACCAUCAUCUACGAAUCCGGACCGUGGCUGCCGGGGAUAUCCGAUCUGCUGAAAAUGUACGACCCAAAGGGCUAUACCAUUACCGUUCGUCAAUUGGAUCUGAAGCUGAAUGGGAACUUUCGGCCGGUACUGAGACGUGUUAAGCAGUCCGAUGACAACAACAUUAUCUUUGCAUGCUCGAUUCAGUCAAUGCCGGAGGUGCUGAAGCAGGCCCAACAGGUUGGACUGUUGACCGACCACCAUCAAAUCAUUAUCACUUCGCUGGAUUUGCACACCAUCGACCUGGAACCGUACCAGUACAGUGGAACCAACAUCACCGGAGUUCGAAUGGUCGAUCCCGAUGAAGACAAAAUCAGGCAGAUCACCGAUUUUCUGAAUGCCUCGCAGAUUUCCCGUACUCUCGAGUUAAACGAAGGUCUAAACCCGGCAACGAUGCGCAUCGAAACCGCUCUGAUGUACGAUGCGGUACUACUUUUUGCCGAAGCGCUUCGCUAUCUGAUCGGCACGGAUCCUCCGCAUCCAUUGGAAGCGAUUCCACUGAAAUGUGAAGACGAUGUCACCUGGAAAAGUGGAUACAGCGUAAUCAAUUACAUGAAAACAUCCAACAUUUAUGGGCUAACGCGAGCACUAAAAUUUGAUCACGAAGGUCGCCGAUCGGAUUUCCUUCUGGACAUUGUCGAACUGGGACCGGCUGGAUUGGAGAAAGUUGCCGUGUGGAACUCCACGGAAGGUUUGAACUCCACCCGUAAAAAAGAGGGAGCUGCGUUGGCUUUUGACGAUGCAACACUACAGAAUCGAACGUUCCGAGUUCUGACUGCUCUAUCUCCUCCAUACGGAAUGCUGAAGGACUCCCCGACUAGAUUAACCGGAAACGAUCGAUUCGAAGGGUUCGGCAUCGACUUGAUUAACGAGUUAUCCCUGCUGCUCGGUUUCAACUACACGUUCAUACUGCAGGAAGACGGUGUUUACGGUUCGUUAAACCGCGACACUGGCAAGUGGAACGGUAUGGUUCAGGAACUGCUGGAAUGGCGAGCGGAUUUGGCCAUUACCGAUCUAACCAUCACCUCCGAUCGGGAAAGUGCUGUCGAUUUCACCAUGCCCUUCAUGAACCUUGGAAUCUCUAUCCUGUACCGGAAGCCUACCAAAGAACCUCCAUCGCUGUUCUCCUUCAUGUCACCCUUUUCGAAGCAAGUUUGGUUGUAUCUGGGAGGUGCGUACAUGACAGUGUCUCUCUCGCUUUUCAUCCUGGGGCGACUCUCGCCAAAGGAGUGGGACAAUCCUUACCCGUGUAUUGAGGAACCGGAGGAGCUGGAGAAUCAAUUCAGCUUCAGUAACUCGAUGUGGUUCACGAUAGGUGCUCUGCUACAGCAGGGAUCCGAAAUUGCUCCCAAAGCUUCCUCAACCCGCGCCGUAGCUUCCAUCUGGUGGUUCUUUACGCUUAUUAUGGUUUCAUCCUACACCGCCAAUCUGGCUGCCUUUUUGACUGUGGAACAGAUACAUUCACCGAUCAGCAGUGCCACGGAUUUGGCUGCAGCCAGCGGCAAGAUCAAAUACGGAGCGAAACGAGACGGAAGUACGUUCAGCUUCUUCAAGGAUGCCGAAGAUGAAGUCUACCAAACGAUGUACCAAUACAUGAUACAAAAUCCGGAUCUUCUAACCUCUUCCAAUCCGGAAGGAUUGAAUCGGGUCAAAACGGAGAACUACGCGUUUCUAAUGGAAUCCACUUCGAUCGAGUAUAUCGUUGAGCGAGAGUGCGAUGUUACCCAGAUCGGAGAUUUGCUUGAUGACAAAGGAUAUGGAAUUGCGAUGAGGAAAAACUCUCCGUACCGCAGUGCACUAAGUGAAGCGGUUCUGCGACUGCAGGAACAAGGUGUUUUGACAUCUCUGAAACGAAAAUGGUGGAAGGAGAAACGCGGUGGCGGUGCUUGUGCGAACGCAAUGGAAGAAGGUGGAGCUCUUGCUCUGGAAGUUGCCAACGUAGGAGGCGUAUUCGUGCUGCUGAUCGUAGGCUGCGUGAUCGCAGUCUUUAUUAGCUUUUGCGAGAUGUUGUGCGAUGUUCACAGCCGCUCGCGUGAACUGAAGCAAAGUUCGGCCGACGACGGUGCCGAAGAACUCGGCAUGGACAACGUGGGCGGUGUGUUCUUCGUACUGUGCGUCGGCUGCUCAACGGCCAUGGUGAUUGGCUGUUGUGAUUUACUCUGCGACGUUCUGCACCGAGCCCGCCGGCAUAAGGUUUCCUUCCGGGAAGAACUGAUCGCCGAACUGCGCUUCGUAGCUAAGUGUUCCGGCAACACGAAACCGGUACGCCAUCGGAAGAGCUCGUCCGGUUCGAGAAACUCGCUCGAAUCCGGACUGACCGAGCAUUCCACCAGUCCAAAGCUAGAGGUCAGCGAACACCCGAACGGGAAAUCUUCCCUCAACGCCAAAGCCAAUGGACGGAAGGUGGCAUCAUCACUGGAUGACUGAAACUGAUACGAAUUAACACAAGAAUUUAUUUGAUAUUAUCAGCGAUAAGGAAUUCUAGUUGAAAUCGUUGUUGAUUUAUUUUUUGCAUUUUCCAACCAAUAACGCUUAUCUUCACAUAACAGUGUUUGUAGCUCACGCGAAAAGUCCCACGUAGAAGACUAGAGUCACUUACUUCUCAGCGAAA
Messenger RNA from Malaya genurostris, 3775 nucleotides. RefSeq names its product glutamate receptor ionotropic, kainate 2 (gene Grik). Gene Ontology annotation, cellular component: postsynaptic membrane; plasma membrane. The transcript has 10 exons. Gene Ontology annotation, biological process: monoatomic ion transport; modulation of chemical synaptic transmission; synaptic transmission, glutamatergic. The coding region runs from base 634 to 3591 and encodes 985 amino acids. Gene Ontology annotation, molecular function: glutamate-gated receptor activity; transmitter-gated monoatomic ion channel activity involved in regulation of postsynaptic membrane potential. The record is from RefSeq and is a predicted model, not a curated record. NCBI's taxonomy places the organism in Eukaryota, Metazoa, Arthropoda, Insecta, Diptera, Culicidae.